Molecule: messenger RNA, 1402 nt
Organism: Prorocentrum cordatum
Lineage: Eukaryota; Dinophyceae; Prorocentrales; Prorocentraceae
Source: the annotation of a GenBank genome assembly
GAUUGGGCCUGCCAGAUUGGCGCCAGAUUGGCUUCGACUACCCAGGCAGAGAGCUCCGCCGCCGCCCCUCCCCGCCCCCCUCCGGCCUCCCGAUGGGCCACAGCGCGUCCUCCGCCGCGCCGCGGCCGUGGGACGUCUCCGAGGGCGCGUGGCCCGAGGGCCGGGCGCAGGCGCGGCAGGGCUCGCGGAGCCACUCGUCCGGCUCUGGGCGCAGCCUGCACGGCGACUACGAGGUGCACAGCAAGGUCCUCGGCCGGGGCAGCAACAAGAACGCGGUCCUGCUCGCCACCAGCCGGGCGGGUGGCAGGGCGUGCGCGGUGAAGACCCUGCACGCCGGCAGCUCACACGAGGCCCGGCGCCGCGCGGAGUCCGAGGUGCGGAUCAUGCUGUCGCUGGAUCACCCGCACGUGGUGCGGUUGUGGGACGUGUAUUUCGAGCAGGACGGCAAGGUCCACCUGGUCAUGGAGUACCUGUCCGGCGGCGAGCUGUUUUUCCGGGUGGCCCGGCAGGGCGCGCUGCCCGAGCGGGAGGCCGCGGCGGCCACGGCGCAGGUGCUCCGCGCGGCGGGCUACCUGCACGCCAGCGGCGUCGCGCACAGGGACUUAAAGCCGGAGAAUUUCCUGUAUGAAAGCAAGGACCCUGAGGCCGCGCUGCGGCUGAUCGACUUCGGCUUCGCGAAGCUGCUGGAGCCGAACAAGCUGAUGCACCGGUGCUGUGGCUCGCUGAUGUACGUCAGCCCGGAGGUCCUCUCCCACGAGGGCUACACCCACAAGUGCGACAUGUGGAGCGUGGGCGUCAUCACGUACCUGCUCCUGAUGGGGCACCCCCCGUUCCGCGGGAACGACCGGGAUCUCAGGCGAAUGAUCAAGGCGGGGAGCGUGGACCUGAUGCAGCGUGCCGUUGGGAAGUGGAAUUCCCUGUCCCAGGAAGCGACCGACUUUGUCAAGAGCCUGCUUGUCAAGGACCCCGCGAGGCGACCGAGCGCGCAGGAGAUGAUCCUCCACCCGUGGCUCAUCAGGAGCGGGGCGACACGGUGCGCCGUGCUGCCCCUCUCGGGGCGCAUGGUGCGUUCGCUGCAGGUGUACGUGAACGCGCCGCCGAUGGAGCGCGCAGUUUUACAGGUGGUGGCGCAGGAGCUCCCCGGGGGCACCGCGCCGCAGAUGCGCGAUGUCUUCCUGUCGCUCGACCUCGCGAACCAGGGCACGCUGAACGUCCGCGACGUACAGGAGGCGCUGCUGAAGGCGUGCCGGCAGGACGGAGCGGCGCUGGCGCAGGAGGACGCAGACAGGCUGAUGCGCGCCUUGGCGGACGUCCGCGCGGCUUACGCCAGCCACUCCAGCCACUCUGAUCGACGAAUUGCCCACUUCCCAGGGCUGGGAUGAGCAGAAGGAGAAGGAGAAGG